CUAACGUGUUUAUGUUGUUUCAUCAUUUCUAUUCUGUCCCCAGUUUCAUGAUGGUACUUGUCUGCCUUAUAUUCAGCGUGCUGUCCACCAUUGACCAGUACACCGAUUUUGCUAUGGAAACCUUGUUUUGGAUGGAAAUAUUUUUAGUUUGUUUCUUUGGCCUUGAGUAUGCUAUCCGCCUCUGGUCGGCGGGAUGUCGCAGCAAGUACAUGGGGAUUAGAGGCAGAAUACGGUUUGCCAGAAAGCCCAUUUCCAUCAUCGAUUUAAUUGUUGUUGUUGCUUCCAUCUGUGUGUUCACUAUUGGUUCUGAAGGACAAGUCUUCGCCACUUCUGCCAUCCGGGGCGUCCGCUUCCUGCAGAUAUUACGUAUGCUUCAUGUUGACAGACAGGGAGGUACCUGGAGGCUGCUGGGAUCUGUGAUAUACCUACAUCGACAGGAGCUAAUCACGACGCUGUAUAUAGGAUUUCUGGGAUUGAUAUUUUCCUCUUAUUUCGUUUACCUGGCUGAAAGAGAGGAUGGGAGAAAGGACUUCUCUAGCUAUGCGGAUGCCCUUUGGUGGGGUGUGGUAAGUAGUUGCUGUAAACUGGCUGGUAUCCUGGGCUCUGGGUUUGCUUUGAAAGUUCAACAAAAACAAAGACAAAAGCAUUUCAAUAGACAAAUUCCAGCUGCAGCGACACUUAUUCAGUGCCUGUGGCGAUGUCAUGCAUCAGAACCACAUUCCAAGUCUGAAGCCACGUGGAAAAUCCAUUGUCAUGAUCCAUCAAAUGAAGAAACCGUUUUUGCUAAAAUGGCUAGGAGAGCCAGUCAGUUAUCCCUGCGAAAGCGGCGUCUCUCUCGGCUUGACUCCACCACCAUGGUUCCAAGCCAUCUCUACAAAGAAUCCAUGUCAUCAUCUGUUUCAUAUGCAGAUGAAAAGCUAGCCUGUAUGACCCCAAAGUUCAACCGCAAGGACAGCCAAAGGACAAGUGUAUGCGCUGGAGAUACCAACACAAAUGAGGAUACAGAUUACGAUGCAGAAGAGCCAGAGAAAGUGCAGAAGUUAACUGAAGCCCAUAAAACUGCUAUCAGGGUUAUCAGAAAAAUCAAGUAUUUUGUGGCCCGCAGAAAAUUUCAG
Molecule: messenger RNA, 1115 nt
Organism: Candidula unifasciata
Lineage: Eukaryota; Metazoa; Mollusca; Gastropoda; Stylommatophora; Geomitridae
Source: the annotation of a GenBank genome assembly